GCGGGGAGCGCAGCGCGCCGCGGGCCGGGGGCGCCGCCGCCUGAACCCCCGGGGGCUCCUCGUCCCCGCGCACGGUGCUGCUUUGGUUUCAUUCUUUUAGGAGGCUCUGUUCUCCCCCCUCCUCCGCCCUCCCCCCCGUCCAAGAAAGCCUGAAGCACAAAGAUAUUUCUUCAUUUCUUCUUCCACCUGCUGUUGGCUUCCAGAGCACAACUGUUCGAACUCAGGGGGGCAGAGUCCGCCGGGUACUUCCUAUUCUUUUGCGGCAGACUGGGACUGUGUAAAGUGGAUUUUACAUUUUUUUUUUUCAUUUCCUAGUAGCUAUUUGUACAGAUGCUUACACGUUGCUAAUUACUGAAGUGUUUUAUCUUACAACCCUCGCUGGAGGAGGUAGGACUACAGAGGGUCGCGCCUGACACCCCUGUACGAGUGCAGUGAUGAAUCUCUCGUGUAGCUGAAGUACAGCCUGGUUGGAAUAUGCUGCAGACAAUUUACGAGAGUGAAUCGUGUUUUUCCUCAGAUGGGGUUUCUGGACGGGAGCAGCUCUUGGCUCAGCAAAGAAUGCACAGUAUGAUCAGCUCAGUGGAUGUAAAAUCGGAGGUUCCCGUGGGAUUAGAGCCUAUCUCACCGUUAGACUUGCGAACUGAUCUCAGGAUGAUGGUUCCCAUGGUGGACCCAAUUAUGCGUGAAAAGCAGCUCCAGCAGGAACUACUACUGAUCCAGCAGCAGCAGCAAAUUCAGAAACAACUGCUGAUUGCAGAGUUUCAGAAACAGCAUGAAAACCUGACCCGCCAGCACCAAGCCCAGCUCCAGGAGCACAUAAAGUUACAACAGGAACUCCUAGCCAUUAAACAACAGCAAGAACUCCUCGAAAAAGAGCAGAAACUGGAGCAGCAGAGGCAAGAGCAGGAACUGGAGAGGCAUCGCAGGGAACAGCUUCCGCCCCUCAGAGGCAAAGAAAGAGGCCGAGAAAGGGCAGUGGCCAGUACAGAAGUGAAGCAGAAACUUCAAGAGUUCCUGUUGAGUAAAUCAGCAACAAAAGACUCUCCAGCAAAUGGAAAGAAUCAUUCCAUGAGCCGCCACCCCAAGCUCUGGUACACGGCUGCCCACCAUACCUCACUGGAUCAAAGCUCUCCACCCCUGAGUGGGGCCUCGCCACCAUACAAAUACACUUUACCUGGAGCACAGGAUGCCAAGGAUGAUUUUCCACUUCGUAAAACGGCUUCAGAGCCCAAUUUGAAGGUGCGUUCGAGGUUAAAACAGAAGGUGACAGAAAGGAGAAGCAGCCCUUUGCUCAGAAGGAAGGAUGGAACUGUUGUCAGUUCAUUCAAGAAGAGACUCUUUGAGGUGACAGAAUCCUCAGUCAGUAGCAGCUCUCCUGGAUCAGGUCCCAGUUCCCCAAGCAAUGGUCCGACUGGUAGUAUAACAGAAAAUGAAACCUCGAUUUUGCCAGCUAACAUUCAAGCUGAGCAUCUGGUUUCACAGCAACGUCUUUUGAUACAAGAAGAAUCAGUGAACUUGCUGAGUCUGUACACAUCCCCUUCUCUACCCAACAUUACCUUGGGACUUCCAGCCGUACAAUCUCACAUCAGUGCUUCAUCGUCAUUCAAAGAAAAACAGAAGGGAGAGACCCAGCCGCUGAGACAAGGAGUGGCCUUGGCUGGACAGUAUGGGGGGAACAUUCCUCCCGCUUCAACUCAUCCCCACGUUGCUUUGGAGGGAAAGCCAAAUAGCAGCCACCAAGCUCUUUUGCAACAUCUGUUACUGAAAGAACAAAUGAGACAGCAGAAGCUUCUUGUGACUGGAGCGGUUCCUCUUCAUCCUCAGUCUCCUUUAGCAGCAAAGGAAAGAGUCUCACCUGGCAUAAGAGCUGCCCACAAACUGCCUCGUCACAGGCCACUAAAUCGAACCCAGUCAGCUCCUCUUCCUCAGAGUACUUUGGCCCAGCUGGUUAUCCAGCAGCAACAUCAACAAUUUUUGGAGAAGCAGAAACAAUACCAGCAACAGAUCCACAUGAAUAAGAUGCUCUCCAAGUCCAUUGAACAGCUAAAGCAGCCUGGCAGUCACCUGGAGGAAGCCGAAGAAGAGCUGCAUGGAGAUCCCUCAAUGCAGGAGGAAGGAGCUCCUGCUAGUGGUGCCAGCAUUAGGGCUGAGAGCAGCAGUGCUGGUGUGGAUGACAGAAUAGGACAGCAGGUGGGGGCUGUGAAAGUCAAAGAGGAGCCGCCCGACAGUGAUGAGGAUAUUCAGACCCAGCAAAUGGAAUCUGGGGAGCAAGCUGCUUUUAUGCAACAGGUAAUAGGCAAAGAUUUAGCUCCAGGAUUUGUCAUUAAGGUUAUUAUCUGAACAGCACAUGCAUUUUCUAGGCUUUGAUAAGCAAUUGUGUUUUGAUUCACUGAACUAGCAAAUCCCAGUUUAUCGUUCAAGGAAUUUAACAAUGACAGAGGUGUUGUAUGCACACUUAAAACCAUAGUGAAGCUCUUCCUUAAGGCCACUAGUUGAGAGAAAUACCUGUUGCCAUCUCUACCUAAAUCUUUGCAUAAUAAAUAGAAUAUGUAUUAGGCCAGGAUUGUCAUGACAUCGCUUAGUUCUCGUGAAAUGGAAUUGUGUCACCUAGCUCCUUGAGAGCAGCAAUUGCUGGAAUUAGUUUCCAGACCUGAUUAAUGAAACAGUCUUGUUCUCUGAUUUUGAAUCCUCUGACUUUUGCUUUCAUCUGUCUGUAUAUAAUGUAUCAUACUGUAGUCUUCAACACUGUUAACAAUAGGGUAUUUUCUUCCCAGUAGACAGGUACUGACUGCUAUAUUGGUGGUCCCAGGCUUGUGUAUAAAGUAUACUGCAGAGAAGACUAGAAAUACAUGGUGGAUGUAAAGAUGCAAAGCAAGGCACUGUUUAAAAAAUGCAUUGUUUUCUUUUUUGCACUGCUUAGUUUAUUUUUCAUUCUGUCUUAUUUGAUGAUACUGUCCACAGAGACAUCCUCCAAUGAAGCAGAUGCAAAUACUGGCGAGAAGCAAAAUGCAGCAUUAGGUUCCAGUCAGAUACUACGAUAUUGCAGGAAAAGCACAGAACUAUUAUUAUUACCGGAUAUCCAAUCACUUGUUUAUUUUUUUAAAUAAAGAUUAAUCAUACAAUAUUGCAUAACCUUUACCGCUAGGUCUCAUGGACGUAUUCUAAGCUAAUGACUGUGUAUAAAAUGCCAGCUUGGCAAAAGGCAAACGCAAGUCGUUGCAGAGUAUUUUACAAAUGCUGGAAAGCGAAGUGCGUUGAGCUAGUGUGCAUUUUCAGAAAGCUGGGGUCCUUGUGGUUGCUGGAAAAUCAGGCAGAGCAAUGCUGGAUGCAGUGGAAGGCACUGUUUAUUUAAGUCGCUACUUUGUCAGGUCCCUGCUGUUCUCCUGCAGAAAAGCGAUUCUGCGAGGGGGAACAGGAAAUGCCUUAUGGAAACAGGAAGCCCAAGUGAUUCAUGUGCUGAGGAAUGUAAGGCAGGGGGAACGGGCUAGUGUUCGCUCUGUUUUUAAAGGCACUCUAUGAAUUGAUUUAUUGUCAAAGAAAAUAACAAAGCAAGUAGGGAAAUUGUUAAGGAAGCUUUCCAGUGAAACAUUUCCUUCAUAUUCCCUUUUGAUAUGUUUACCUUGUUUUAUAGGUUUACUUUUGUUAAGCUCGUUAAAGAUUCAUUGUAUUAAGACCCCCUUUAAUAUGGAUAAGCCCAAAUUGACCUGGAAUCCUUGUCAGGUUUUUUUUCUAUUAAAAAUAUUUAUAUUUCUAAAGCUAAGGUAUUUUAAGGUGCAGUAUCCUGUUUCAAAAGAGAUAGCUGUUUUGCCAAACGUAGAAAUUGUUCUAAUAUAUGCUAUUAGCAUGUGUUGUUUACAUUUUGCUCUAAUAUUAUUAAAUCUCUCAUAAAAUGUUACAACUUCUAAAGAUACAUUAUCCUUUUUAUUAAAAAGAUCUCCAAACAAAUUAAAUGACUAAAUAGUUGCUAUAAAAUGAAAGGCUUCCUGAAACAUUAGAUCAUCUUUUAUAGGAAAGAUUUAUUAAUUGACAAAAUGCAGGUGUUUUUUUAUGUGUGCUUCAUAUUUUAAUAAUAAUCUUUCACCAUCUUGGAUUGAAAAAUCACAUUCACUUUCAAAUAUUUCACAUAUAUAGAGAUGAAAUUGUAUAUUUUUCCCGUUCUGUAUAAUUUCUUUUUCUUUUGCCUUGUCAAAAAGGGAUAGUGCAUCUUUUAAGUUACAUUUUAUUUGGGGAGAAACUUGCAAAUGAGAAGACUUUUGUACGACAUCACUUCAAAUACGUGUAUUCACAAAGGACAAAAGAUAUUUUUAUAAUGUCAUUCAGGUGACAAGCCCCAGUACAUUAGUGGAGUUCAACUUCAAAAUCUUUCAAAUUCAGAUAAAAUUAGAGAAACUACCUGGAAACCAGUGAAAAGGAAAACUGGGUUUAAACAACCACAUUUCUAAUUGAUAAUUGUCUCUUACGUUUUAAAUCUACUGUAUUUAUUAUAAUUUACACCCUUAGAGGUGAUCUCUUGUUUUGUGUUGUAAAUAUAUUCUGUUUGUAUGUUCCCUUUUUUUGCCUUCUGAUAUAAGUCUCUUCCUUUCUCAAAUAAAGGUUUUUUUUUUAAAAGAUCCCUUUUCAGAUAUUUGACUUUGUGUAAAGUUGAUAACUUAGUUGUGCUUUUGCUUUUGUAUAACCAAAUGUGCUUGCUACACAUUAUUGAAACAAUUGAAGUUUUCAGGAGCAACGUUUUAAUUACACUAUUUUUACAAUGAUUACACAAAGUCUAUUUUUUGGUCUCUUGUUUCAUCUUUUAUCAACCAUUAUAAGUUUUAGUGAAUGUGGAAAUACUAUUGAUGCAUGCUCGUUUUCCCAUCAUGGCAUUUGUCUUGACCAUGUGAUCAUAAAUAACACCAUUUUGGAAAGAUAAA
Rhea pennata is the source of this 4910-nucleotide messenger RNA. It is a transcript of the gene HDAC9, whose product is annotated as histone deacetylase 9. The record is from RefSeq and is a predicted model, not a curated record. Lineage: Eukaryota; Metazoa; Chordata; Aves; Rheiformes; Rheidae. Gene Ontology annotation, molecular function: histone deacetylase activity. Bases 475 to 2340 code for a protein of 621 amino acids. Gene Ontology annotation, biological process: negative regulation of transcription by RNA polymerase II. The transcript is spliced from 11 exons.